UACUAGUGCCAGUCUAGUCUAGUGUAGUCACAUCACAAUUAAUUCACAAGAGAAGCAAAGUAAAGCAGCAGAAGCAGAAAGAGAGGAAGAGAGAGAGCAGAAGAGGAAGGAGGAGCCCAUGGGGAACAUACUGAAGAGGUGCUUCAGUGGAGGAGAAGAAGAAGAUGGGCAGUACCCCUACUACCAUCCAGCAUCCAGGCCCCACUACCAGCCUCACUCUCCCCAUGAGCAGGAAGAAGGCCAUGGAGUGGCCGCCCUGGCUCAAGACCUCCUCAACUUUGAGUCAACAGCGUCCAUGGUUCCUGAGGGGCUCAGGCAGCAUGUUACUGCGUCGAAGAAAGCACAGGUUAAAUGGUAUCAGAAUAUGUUGGAGGCAUAUAAAAAUACAACUCCCCCACCAAGAACACCGGCAGAGGCAGCCCAACUAGUUGCAACAGCCCUUGACUGGAUCCAGAGAGCUGAUUUGGAGGGCAUCCUUGAAUUUUACGGCUUCUCGAUCCCAUCACUUCCUGCAGCAUCCUCAACCCACCAUCCACAAUUGUUACCAGAGGGAGUGCAGUUUGUCCUGAACACUUUGCCGGUUAAUAACAAAAAUAUUGGAGAUGGAGAUGGCUUUACUGCUUAUGUCGCAACAACAGAUCCGAGGGAGUCCGCAAUUGUGCCAUUGGAAGUGCAUGAGAUGGUGAUUGAAAGGAAUCAAGCGCGCAACCGUAGGGAUUACCAGAGUGCCGAUGCACUUCAAAAUAGACUGAAUGAAGCUGGAUACAAGAUAUUAGUCUGUUCAGAUGAAGAGAUCCUAGCAAGGAAAUACCGAAUCAGAAUGAGGGGAAUCGAUGCACCCGAGCUUAAGAUGGCAUAUGGAAAGGAAUCAAGGAAUGCUUUGGUGAAGCUCAUCGGUGGGAAAAGAACCAUAAUCCAUGUGUAUGGGCUGGACCAAUUCGAGCGCUACGUCGGUGACAUCUAUUGCGACAAUGUGUUCAUCCAGGAGCAAAUGCUGAAGAAUGGUCACGCAUGGUAUUUCAAGAAGUACGACAAACGCGGGGAGUUUGCUAAAUGGGAGAGAGAGGCAAGGGCUGCAUAUCGAGGGCUUUUCGUAUUAGAGAACCCUGAGAAGCCGUGGGACUGGAGAAAAAAGCAGCGCAAUGGUGGCAUUCCAGUCUGCUAGCUUCAAAUGGUCAGAAAGAUGUAUAUAGUUCAUUUGGUAACUAUGUGUUGGAUGGAUCUUGAACAGCAUCACCAUGUUGCAAAUGAAAUAAUGUGUCAGCCAUAAACCAAAAGCCAAAAUGUCAUGUUUGUUGACCAACCAACCGAGUACGGAAUGAAUCUUGUUAGAUGAAUUCUAAAUCUGUGAUGAUGUAUAAUUAUUAAAGUGCUAUCUCAUAA
This is a messenger RNA of Brachypodium distachyon (stiff brome), 1383 nucleotides long. Its product is annotated as probable staphylococcal-like nuclease CAN2. Gene Ontology annotation, molecular function: ATP binding; aminoacyl-tRNA ligase activity. The transcript has 9 exons. Gene Ontology annotation, cellular component: cytoplasm. The record is from RefSeq and is a predicted model, not a curated record. Gene Ontology annotation, biological process: tRNA aminoacylation for protein translation. Bases 119 to 1165 code for a protein of 348 amino acids. Lineage: Eukaryota; Viridiplantae; Streptophyta; Magnoliopsida; Poales; Poaceae.